AUGGACAGUCUAAUACUGACCAAGACUAAUCUUCACAAGUAUGUCUGGAAGAGUCUUCCUCCAAGAAAUGGGAUGGAAGGUCGAGUCCGACUGCUGGCUGGAGGAGAAAUUGUUCAAGAUGUCCUUAACAGAUAUAACAAGGGCUUCCAGACCCUAUUUUUCGCAUUUCAUGUUGACCUAGCUAUGCAAAGGCCAGCUGACUCUGUGAUCAAGGUUGCAGGUGAUGCCUGGAUCAAGCUUCGCUUCCUAGUUCCAACAAUUGCUUCACUUGUUAUCCUCGAUGACAAUGACAUACCAUCCCUCCAGUACUACUCUCCAUCUACAUCCGAACUCCAAAAAUGGGUUGAUCAAACAUUUGUAGUACACCGAAAGUCAGGCUCUGUUGACCUUGGUGCUCUCCGCUCUGAGCUUGGGUUAGGUAAAGUACCGUCGGAUAACGGUCAACAAACCUGGAUGCAUCUUUCUAUUUCGGAUUCCAACACAAUCUCUUCAAUGGGGUUAAUGAUUCACACACACCACUCUCCGUUUGAUGGCACCGCAAUGAAGGUGUUGGCAAAUUUGUACUUGAAAGAGUUUGCAAAAGGCCUAAGCGGAGAGAAUGUGACCGGAGACCUGAAAUGGGGAGCUGAAGUUGAUCACUUGUUACCAGCUGCAUUCAAUGUUAUGCGCCCCACUGAACCUAUACCUAUUGAUCCCGGUUCAGUUGAGGAACCGUCCUUUGCUCAUCCAUUCUAUGCUGUAUCCCGCAGCGUGAUAGAAGCUUUUGUAUUCAAUUCGCAGAAUGGCUAUUAUCUCAAGCCCAGGGAAGGAGAUCCUGGAUGGCCUGUUACGUGGCAUGAAGAGGUUGCCUUUACCAAACAGGAAUCUGAGCUGUUUAUGCAGAAGCUCAAGGGAUCUAUGAGGCCCUAUACUGUAACUCAUGCAGCUCAUGCAGCAUUAGUUAUGGUGAACAUAUUUGACAAUCCGCCUACUCAAGAGCUAGCAUCCAGAUCUGUCAGCUGUGAAUUCAUUAUCAACAGCCGUCAGUACCUACAAGAACCUUACUCAACGCGUGAAGGCUAUCCUGGAUAUGCCCUAUCCGUCGUACCCCAUGGAUUCCCUCUGAAAAUGUUCCUUUCACCAACUGGAGAGGUGUUACCUCUCAACAAGGAGAUGCUGGUCACGCUGAUGGGACAUGCUGCAGAUAUAUAUAAUGCCCUGAAAGCAAUGCCUGUGGCAUUGAGUUUCAUGAUUCCUGCAUCAGAUAUUCUUGCACCUUCAUUGAAACAGCUGGCGGCCACUGAACAUGCACCUGAAAACGCAUUCAGACUUUCACACGAUGGGCCAGGCGAGAAAUUCCUCGAUCACACAUUCACGGAUAGCUCCAACACAGUUGAAGUCUGUUCAGUAACUAAAUUUUUCACCUCCAUCAACAGAACAGAUCCAGCGCCAUUUUUUCGGACAUCCUCAUGGGGAGGAGUCCUCGAGCUUGGUGCAGAUUACAACUCAAACAUCAUUUCUCAGAAUGAAGUGAAGGCUUACUUGCAGAAAUGGAAGGAAUUUAUGAUGUUGAUUGUUGAGUGA
This is a messenger RNA of Lentinula edodes (shiitake mushroom), 1563 nucleotides long. RefSeq lists its product as uncharacterized. Gene Ontology annotation, molecular function: acetyltransferase activity. The record is from RefSeq and is a predicted model, not a curated record. Gene Ontology annotation, biological process: mycotoxin biosynthetic process. The transcript is spliced from 5 exons. Lineage: Eukaryota; Fungi; Basidiomycota; Agaricomycetes; Agaricales; Omphalotaceae. The coding region runs from base 1 to 1563 and encodes 520 amino acids.